AUGUCAACUACAAUGCAAGUCUUCAUUUUAUGGGUGCUUUUUCUCGGAGUUGGGCAAUGUUACUUGAAUCCGAUAACUAUACAAAACAAGCAUUUUGUUGAUUCUGUAACUGGUGAGCCUUUCUUUAUAAAGGGUGUGGAUUAUCAACCGGGAGGAGCUGCGGGCAUUAAUGGUGAAUCGGAUCCUCUAUCAGAUCCCAAGAAAUGUGCUCGGGAUAUUGUGUUGUUUCAAGAGCUCGGCAUAAACACUGUACGUGUUUAUUCGAUCAACCCUGAUCUCGACCACAAUAUAUGCAUGAGUAUGUUGUCAAUGGCUGGUAUAUAUCUCAUUUUGGAUGUGAAUUCGCCAUUACCAAACCAGCAUCUCAAUCGGUAUGAACCUUGGAAGACAUAUAAUCCAUUAUAUCUUGAACAUGUAUUUAAAGUUGUGUCACAGUUCUCGGGAUACAAUAAUACUUUAGGAUUUUUUGCUGGUAAUGAAGUUAUUAAUGAUGAAGAGUCAGCAACUAACUCUCCUAUUUACGUCAAAAAGUUAAUAGGUGAUAUUAAGGAGUAUAUUGCAAUCACAUGUGAUAGAUUAAUACCUGUUGGUUAUUCUGCCGCGGAUGACCUCAACUAUCGGGUUUCAUUGUCUCAAUACCUGGAAUGCUCUACGAACUCUAAUAAGGUUUAUGACUCCGUGGAUUUCUACGGUGUCAACUCGUACCAAUGGUGUGGUGAGCAAACAAUUAGGACAUCUGGAUAUGAUAAACUAAUUGAGGCAUAUAGGAACUAUACAAAGCCGGUGAUGCUGUCUGAGUUUGGUUGCAAUAGGGUUCUUCCCCGUCAGUUUGGCGAAGUUGAAGUCUUGUACUCAAAGGAAAUGUACACAGUCUUCAGUGGAGGGUUAGUCUAUGAGUAUAGUCAAGAGCCUAAUAAUUAUGGUCUAGUAAAGAUUAAUCACGAUGGCUCUGUAAGAAUGUUACCUGAUUUUGUGACUUUACAAGAGAAAUAUAAGAAAAUCGCUUUGCCCAAUCGUGAUCAACUCCAUAAAGAGUUGGAAGGUCAAUCCAUUGGUCUUAAGAGGAACGUUUUGUGUCUGGAUAAAUAUGAGAACCUCGAAAUUAGUGGCAAAACUGAAAAUGACAUACCUGCAAAGGCAAUCAAGACUGGAAUUCAAGUUAAAAGAGGUCAUAUUCUUGAGCUUCUAAAUUCUAAUACUUUACAAGUACAAUUCGAAAUAUUCGAUGUAUAUGGUCAAAGAUGGCAAGGACCUAAAAUUGUCACUCCAAUCACUAGGAAAACAAGUAACAAAAAAGAAAACGAGGCGAAGACGAAUGGAGCCAAUGGAACCAGCGAGUCUUUGUUGAUUGAAAGCAUUUUCACCAUGUUACUAAUGGUAAUAGCAGUUCAGUGUAUUAUUUUAUAG
This is a messenger RNA of Nakaseomyces glabratus, 1407 nucleotides long. It is a transcript of the gene GAS4, whose product is annotated as 1,3-beta-glucanosyltransferase. Gene Ontology annotation, biological process: fungal-type cell wall (1->3)-beta-D-glucan biosynthetic process; fungal-type cell wall organization. The record is from RefSeq and is a predicted model, not a curated record. NCBI's taxonomy places the organism in Eukaryota, Fungi, Ascomycota, Saccharomycetes, Saccharomycetales, Saccharomycetaceae. Gene Ontology annotation, molecular function: 1,3-beta-glucanosyltransferase activity. Gene Ontology annotation, cellular component: plasma membrane.